AUGGCUAGGGUGAUGAUGAGUGCAAAAAAUUUGUCUAAAAGGUUUUGGGCUGAGGCUGUCAACACAGCCUGUCACAUCUCAAACCGUGUGUAUCUAAGAUUAGGAUCUAUGAUGACUUCAUAUGAAAUUCUUUAUGCUGAAGAUGAAGUUGAUGACUUGAUUGCUGAAAGGGAAACAACAGAAGAAGACACUUCUGCCACAGAAAGCCCAGACACAAACAGUCCAGUCUCAAGAGAAGAAGGUGCUGAGCCAAGUGUCACCACAUCUGACUCAACACAUCCUACAGAGACUGAGUUGCAACCAACCCUAGAUGUCUGCAGAAAGGAACCAUCAAGCAGAAUCCAGAAAAAUCACCCAUCAACUCAAAAAUCCUCCUCUGCUGCAGCACCUAUACCAGCAGACCCAAAUCUGGCCAUCAUUGUUCAUCCAAUCAACUUUGAAGUUGUUCCUAUCAGCUACAUUGAGCCCGGCGACGAGCUGAACCCGAUUGACCCAGACAACUUUGAUGUUGUGGGUCCCUCUUCCACCGCCGGAAGAUUUCCAACGCGCCGGUCAAAGCGCACGAACCCUUUUCCAGAUCUGAACACUGCGGUGCCUCAACGCCGAAGAGGAGAAAACUCUCCCCGGAGAGGAAGCAGAGGUGGAAGAAGAGGAAGCAGAGGUGGCCGCACUCCAGUCCAGUCAAACCCACGAAGAGGUCUUCAUCUGGUAGAUGAAGAAACUGAUGACGAAGCAGGGGAUCCUACCUUUGCUGCACCACAGGCUCAAGCCUUGUCCUCCAGCUCCUCUGAGUCUUCAUCCAACAACUCACCUUCCCCAGCAUCAACUCAGGGGGAGACGUCGCAGCCCAGCAUGGCAACAGCAGCCUCUCAACAUUCUGUUCCUGAAGGUGUUGCUGCACCUGUUUCAGAAGGUGUUGCUGCACCUGUCUCUGAAGGUGUUGCUGCACAUGCUCCAGAAGAUGCUGCUGCACCUACUGUUUCAGCAAAUGUUCCUCAGAAUGCUGCUGAGGAUGCUGCCCCUUAUCAGGAUGAAGAAAUGCCUGAUUUCUCUGGAAUGUCGAUGCUCAGGAGUUCACCAGUACAGAAGAAACUCCAUCAGCACCUCAGGGAGAUCCUCUGGAAACCCUGGCAGAAGCAGCAGCUCAAGCAGAUACAAUUCCUCCUCAGGCUGAAGAAUCAGAGAAAAGUGAAGACAGUUGGGAGGAAGAAGGUGUUUGCCCCACGUGCUGCAUCACCUGAACCAGCAUAUGUCCCUGAUGAGCUUGAAGAUUCAGAAGAUGAUGAUUCCUCAGAAGAAGAAGAACCAGACCUGGAUGGGAAGAACUUGUCAAUCCCUUUUGAGGUAACAAAUGCCUUCAGUCCUAAUUUCUAUUUUGAGUCUGAUUCAUUGUUGAGUCCUCAAGUCAUGAAUUGUCAUUUCAUUGAGGAAAAGAAAAUUUCUAAGGAAGAAUUUGAUAGGCAUAGGAUAACAGCUUUUCUUCACCAAAGAAAAAUCCUUAACCUAGUUGAGAUUGCCUGCUCUUAUGAUCCCUUGGUUGUGAAAGAACUCACAGUGGCUAAUUGGAUUCCAUCCAAAAAUGUCUCUGUGGUAACUAAGCCUCAUGCUGUACUCAUGUACAAAUUGGGGAUGGGUUUACCAGUGGAUUUUGGCAAACUGUUCUUUGAUACUAUUGGUCAUCUUGCCCAGAAAAUUUCACCCUCCACUCACCUCCCCUAUCCUUCUCUCAUCUAUUCCAUCUUACUCUCUCAAAACUUGGGCCAAGAUGACUCUGAAUAUCUUCACACCCCACAAGGUCAAAAUAACAUUGGUACUGAGGGUGUUGCACCUCAUGUUGACAACACUUCUAACCUUCUUGUGUCUGUUCCUAGAGAUCUUCUAUUGCAGCAGCUUACUCAUUCUCUAGCUCAGAUUACCUAUCAUCAGUCCAUGGUGGACAUGAUUCAGAAGGCUCUUUCUGAUCAAAAAGGGGGAGAAAAAGAUCAUGAAACUGAAGCAGGAACAUCUCAUCCUUUGGAUGUUAGAGGAAGAGAGCAAGGAGUCAAUGAAGAGGAAGCAAAGAAAGAGGGGGAAGCUCAAGAAGAAAGCAGUGGAUCUAGUGAUGGAGGAGGAGCAGCAGCUGAAACUGAGGAGACCUUGGAGACUUUGGAUAUUUUACUUUAG
Messenger RNA from Erythranthe guttata (spotted monkey flower), 2163 nucleotides. NCBI's taxonomy places the organism in Eukaryota, Viridiplantae, Streptophyta, Magnoliopsida, Lamiales, Phrymaceae. The record is from RefSeq and is a predicted model, not a curated record.